CUUGGCGCACGCACAGCUCGAGAAAAAAAGUUCUGACAUACAACUUCUGACCAUAGCGAACCUAGAGAGGAGAAAAUCUCCAAAACUUUGGAUUCGCCUCCCACGCCUUCCCACUUGCCCUCAAAACCCAUGCGGCCGGCAUCCCCAAGAAGCCGCCUUCAUUUGAAAAUCUACAAUCACUCGUUGCUUUAAUUCUCACCAUAAACACUCUCCCCGCCCUCGAGCACUUCUUUCAACCCCGCGAUCCUCGAUUGAAACCCAAUCCAUAUCCGCUGCACGAAAAUGCUUCGUGCCACCACCACCCGGAUCUCCCAAUAUACCACCGCUCAGAGACACAAUAUCCGGCCGUCGAGCUCCUCGCCCACACGUUCCGUCCUCCUCCCGUUCCUGUAUCCAUCGUCUUGCCACACACCAGCAUGGCUCCGGCAUGCCUCGACGUCGAAACCCGCCGCCGCCCCAGCAGGCACCGCCGCCCCGGCAGCGACGCAACCCAAUCCCGCGAGUCGAGACCGAGCAUACUCCACACACUCGAGCAUACCAAUCCCGGAUGGAAUCCCGUCCAUUGAGGGUGUAUACAUGCGGACCGGGACUGGGACUGGGAGCGGCCCCAUGAGCCCGCCCGGAUUCAUUCCCGGACGAUCGACGGAUGCUCCCUCGCUGGUGAUCGUCGACACGCCGCAGCUACCGAUCACCGCGCGCAGAAAGCCUCGGAUCAUUCAGGGUGUCUCGGAGGACAAGCAUGAGGCGCUGGCAACCUUCGAGGCCUGCGUCAAGGUCGGACGUAUCGCUAGAGCGCAAUUGAUCCUAAACAUGAUUACCAAUGUCCUGGACCGCGAUUCGCCUCUGAUGGUCGGCGCGCAAAAUACUUUCUUGAGAGCUCUGCUGCAGAGAGCGCUGGCGGAGAAUAAUCAAGACAGUUUGCGAGUGUUUUUUGCCUGGUAUGAGGACACGAUGAAGCGCGACUUGGAGAUUCUCGGGGAUUCUUCGACGUAUGCAUUGUUGCUGGAGGGAAGUUUGGCUGUGAAGGAACGUACACUGAGCCAGCGGUAUAUCCGGCAGUACGUAAAUCACUGGAAAGAACGUGGGAUGGCCAUCAAGGAUGUGUUCGCGCAGCCGAUUUUGACGGAUGAGCAAGUCAUCGCUGUUGCACAGUCCUGCGGCCUAGACCCGGAAGAACUCUCCGAUAAACACAAAGAACUCUUCGUCAAAGACGAACCGCUUACAGGUCCAAGUAUCGCAGAGAUCCCGGAGGUACAUUCAUCGAAUGUUAAGGGAAGCAGUUUGCAAGCGAUCAAGCAGUCGCUCGUGUCUCUGACCGACCCCGAUGCAAUGCCCAACCGCCGUCCGUUCGGCGAAGACGAAAUGGCCUUCUUCAUCGCCAGACAGAAGGUACUAGAGGAACAUGCAAUCCAGAGUGCUCAAGAGCGAUGGAGGAAGGAUCACGAGGAGCUCGUUGCCAGGGGAGCGGCCCCGCUGAGAGGCGACGUCGGUGCUCUCUUGUGGACCUGGCAUCAGUCUAUGGUUCCGUUGAUCAAACAGGAGCUGCAACGAGUUAGCGAAGCCGAGGAGGACCCGACAUAUCAAAGUGCUUCCGAUCGCUGCUUGUACGGACCAUUUCUGCGGUUGAUGGCGCCCGAGAAGGUCGCGGCGGUUGUGGUGUUGGAGAUGAUGAGGAUGCAGAACUCGCAGCUGAGCGGUGAGGGAACGAAGUCUGCGUUCGCGGUCAUGGCCAUCGGCGGUAUGCUAGAGCAGGAAUACUAUGCUCAGGAGUUAGCCAACAAGAAGAACCGAGAUAUUUUCGGCGUGCUGGAGAAGGACGGCUUGAAGGAACUUUUCAACGACCGGAUUGCGUUCCGACAGCGUGUCCAGAGAGCUCGACAGAAGAUGCAGGAACAACCUAAAGAUACCUCCUCUGUGAUGUUGGAGUGGCCUCCGGCCGUAAGGGCAAAGCUCGGAGCCGUUUUGAUCUCGAUGUUGCUUCAUUGCGCCAAAAUACCCGUCACCAAGAAGAACCAGCAGGGAGCGAAAGUAACCCAGUACCAGCCGGCAUACCAGCACGCCUACGAGUACGUUCGGGGAAGGCGAUUGGGCGUCAUCAAGUUGCACCCGGAUCUUGUGGCAAAGCUAGGUGCCGAGCCACUUCAAGGAAGUGCAUUGGGACGGAAUCUUCCCAUGCUUGUUCCCCCGCUUCCAUGGCUGGCAUGGAACGACGGUGGAUACUACUACUCCCGCUCGCGAGUCGUUAGAACAAAGCAGAGUAAAGAGCAGGAUAUCUAUGUUCAGGCGGCAUCAAAUCGUGGUGACCUAGACCAACUGUUCGAGGGAUUGGAUGUUCUCGGCCGGACCGCUUGGCAGGUCAACAAGAGGGUGUUCGACGUAAUCCUGGAGGUCUGGAACUCGGGCAAGGCAUUGGCCGAUAUUCCUCCUAAGGAACUUACAUCCGAAAUCCCACCGGAGCCUCAGCCAAGUAAUGAUCCGAAAGUCCGAGUCGAAUGGGUAAAGCUUGUGCGCGAGGCCAAAAACGCCGAGAAGAACAACCACUCGCAGAGAUGUACCAUCAACCUGAAGUUGGAAAUUGCUCGUUCUUUCCUGUUUGAGAAAUUCUACUUCCCUCACAGUGUCGAUUUCCGAGGCCGAGCAUACCCCAUUCCGCCGAACUUGAACCAUAUCGGUGACGAUUUGUCCCGUGGAAUUCUCAUGUUCGCGGAAGGUAAGGAGCUCGGCGAGAGGGGCCUCAGGUGGCUCAAGAUCCAUUGUGCCAACUUGGCUGGUUACGACAAGGCCAGUUUCGCCGAGCGUGAGAAGUUCAUUGACGAACAUCUCGAGGAUGUAUUCGACAGUGCGGACAACCCCACAAAAGGCAAUAGAUGGUGGCUUAACGCAGAAGACCCAUGGCAGUGUCUCGCCACUUGUAUCUCCAUCACGGAAGCACUGAGAAGUCCUGACCCAACCAAAUACAAGUGCCAGACUGUCGUCGCCCAGGAUGGUACCUGCAAUGGACUGCAGCAUUAUGCAGCGCUCGGUGGUGAUAGGGAGGGUGCAAAGCAGGUCAACUUGGAACCGAGUGACAGACCUCAAGACGUCUAUACCGGUGUCGCGGAGCUGGUCAAGGCACAGGUCGCGAAGGACAUGGCCUUGGGUGACCCCAUCGCCACACUCCUCCACGGACACAUCACUAGGAAGGUCGUCAAGCAGUCGGUCAUGACCAACGUCUACGGUGUCACCUUUGUUGGUGCUCGUGAGCAGAUCCGGAAACAGUUGGACAACGUUGAUGCGAUCCCACGUGACGAUAAGCACCAAUGCGCUUCGUACGUUACUCGGCUCGUCUUCGAUGGUAUCAAGGAGGUGUUCACGGGUGCUACCAAGAUUCAGCAUUGGCUCGCGUUGACCGCCCGUAUGAUUUCUCGGUCCGUCAGUCCAUCGCAAUACAACCACCUCGAAGAUCACGAGAACGGGCUGCUACAGGACUCCACCAACUCUCAUAUCCGGCGCAAGGGCAAGGUCGAAUUCAUGACUUCAGUCGUGUGGACAACUCCCCUCAAAAUGCCAGUCGUGCAGCCGUACCGCCACGAAACCAGCGUAGUAGUCCAAACCAACCUGCAGAAGAUCUACAUCUCGGACCCGGCAGCAAUCGACCAAGUCAACUCCCGAAAGCAAAUGACCGCCUUCCCACCGAACUUCAUCCACUCCCUCGACGCAACCCACAUGCUGAUGAGUGCCAUGGAGUGCGCGACGAACGGCAUCACCUUCGCCGCUGUCCACGACUCCUUCUGGACGCACCCCAGCGACGUCGACGGCCUUAACCGCAUCCUUCGCGAUGCAUUCAUCGAUCUCCACUCUGUUGAUAUCAUGCAGAAGCUCAAGCAAGAGUUUGAGACGCGAUACAAGGGGUACAAGUAUCUCGUCAGCAUCCCGGCACACACUGAAACCGCUGCGCUCAUCAAGGCUGCACGGAAGAAGUACGCCACUCAGGUCCUGGGCAGUUCUGGCCUCACGGUAGUCGAAGACCUGCAGUGGGAGCUGAAGCGCGAUCAACUCCUUGCCUCCAACGAUCCCGACGAGGUCGAAGAGGGUCGGAACAUGAUCACACCCUCCGAGCUUCUCAACCGCGCCGGAGGUGCUGCCAAGGUCGAAAUCAAGGAAUCUCUUGGUGCCGAGCUGGGCGCUGUCGACUCCACGCCUACAGACGUUGGUAUUGACGCCAAGGAGGAGGAUAAGAUAACUGGCGACGUCUUCGGCGACGACGAGAGUGAUCCCACUCCCUACGAUCCCGAGACGGAUCCGGAGGAAGUAGUGGCGGAUUCUGAGGCUGGACAUAUGGAACUUGACACUGAGGAGGCAGAGCAUGAGUUGGCGGAGGAGCAAGAAGAUGAAGAGCCACAGGAGAAGCCUAAGAAGAAGAAGUCGAAGCCAGUGAUUCCCAUGGUACAUGUCUGGAUGCCGCUGGAGUUUCCAGAUUUACCUGCGAAGGGUGAAUUUGAUGUCACAGUGCUCAAGGACAGUCAAUAUUUCUUCUCAUGAUCUCCCCCAAACGUUAAAAAGCGGUUUUGUUUGCGGUGUAUUAUAUCUUUUUGGGGUGUAACGGGAUUUGCAUUUGUAUUUUGAUUUCGUUCGUAUCGUGUACUAUACUAGGAUGUGUGUAUUGAUGAGUAGGAGGAGGAGGAGGGGAGGGGAUAGAAGUUGCUUUUGUAUAUAUCAUAGACCGACUACAUGCAUGGGUGGUGGUGGGUGGUGGGCGGUAAAUUCUAGAUCUCC
This is a messenger RNA of Tricharina praecox, 4755 nucleotides long. RefSeq lists its product as uncharacterized. Lineage: Eukaryota; Fungi; Ascomycota; Pezizomycetes; Pezizales; Pyronemataceae. The record is from RefSeq and is a predicted model, not a curated record. The transcript is spliced from 5 exons. Gene Ontology annotation, molecular function: mitochondrial promoter sequence-specific DNA binding; DNA-directed RNA polymerase activity. Gene Ontology annotation, cellular component: mitochondrial DNA-directed RNA polymerase complex. Bases 283 to 4521 code for a protein of 1412 amino acids. Gene Ontology annotation, biological process: mitochondrial transcription.